This is a messenger RNA of Oldenlandia corymbosa var. corymbosa, 2888 nucleotides long. The record is from the annotation of a GenBank genome assembly. NCBI's taxonomy places the organism in Eukaryota, Viridiplantae, Streptophyta, Magnoliopsida, Gentianales, Rubiaceae.
CACUGACAGAACGAAACAUAAAAGGUUCUAUAUUCAUCCGUAAUCUGUUCAUAGUUCAUACAGUCAAUUUCAUACCGUCUAUAUUCACUGACAAAAACUUCACGUCUACCUAAAAAUUCACAGAGAAAUGAAAAAGUAUAUAAAUAAAGUGGCAUCAUCAUCAUCAAUCAUCACCCAAUCCCUCCUCAUUCCUUCCUUAACCCACCAAUCUUUCCUGUUUCUUUUCUUCUUCCUUUGCUUAUAAAACCUCAACAAAAUUCUUUUGAAUUUCAAUCUAGACGCACAGAGGUAAAUUUCACAACAGGGGAACACGAUGAAGGGAUCAUCAUCAUCAGCAUCAACACCAUCAUUAUUUGUGUGCACAAACAAAAUCACCAAAGUGGCGUGCUUAGCAGCGUUAUCCCUUUCAGGCUUAGCUUUUUUAGUCUACACCAACACGAUCGACUUCAAUUACAAAUCCACAUUCUCAAUGCUGGAUAUCAGCUCAAUUUAUCCCCGUUCCCCUUGCCUCUCUGGAUCAUCUCCAUUUUGCCCAUCUAAACCCCUCAGGGUCUAUAUGUACGACUUGCCCAGGAGAUUUCAUGUUGGUAUGAUGCGAAAGGGUAGUAAUCAGGACGAUAACGCCGCCGUCACGGCGCAGAAUCUCCCGCCUUGGCCGGACAGGUCUGGGCUUAGGAAGCAACAUAGUGUGGAGUAUUGGCUGAUGGCUUCGCUAUUGUACAGCGGCGGCGGUCGUAAUAAUAGUGGGGAGGCGGAGGAGGGGAAUAAGACGACGUCGUCGUCGGAGGUGUGGGGAAGUCAGGAGGCGGUUAGGGCUUUGGAUCCGGAGACUGCUGACGUGUUCUUCGUCCCGUUUUUCUCUUCAUUGAGUUUUAAUACUCACGGACAUAACAUGACUGAUCCCGAUACGGAAAUUGAUCGGCAGUUGCAGGUCGACCUUCUUUACAUUCUCCACAAAUCGCAAUACUGGCAGAGAUCUGCUGGUCGGGACCAUGUGAUACCAAUGCAUCAUCCAAACGCUUUUAGAUUUCACCGAGAUCAGUUGAAUGCUUCAAUUCUCAUUGUGGCAGAUUUUGGCCGUUAUGACAAAGCCCUGGCUAAUCUCCAGAAAGAUGUUGUCGCUCCUUAUGUACACAUAGUGGAUUCCUUUGAGAAUGAUGACUCCCCUGAUCCCUUUGCAUCUCGAAAAACUCUUCUAUUUUUUCGGGGAAAGACACUCAGAAAGGAAGUAAGCUUUGUAGUACUGUUGUUGAAAGUUUUACUCCACAAUUCUAUUUUUCUCCUGGUUAUGGGGAAAGCACUGGAGUGGGGAAGAGUAACAUUCUCCUAUACAUGUAACAGGAGGGACGGGUACGUGCUAAACUUGAACAUAUAUUGAUUGGUUAUGAGGAUGUCAUCUACGAAAAGAGUGAUCCAACAGGAGAAGCCGUGAAUGCUGUAAGUCACACUCCCUUUUCUUACAUAUACAACCAUUAAGAAAAAGAGGUCUUUGGCUCUUAUUUGAAUUGUUGCUUUUACUUAUCUAUGUGCUUUUAACUUUCACGUACGGUACAGAGAUUGUGAUAUAGUGUUAUAACUUCCUCCAUAUGCUGCUGCAUAAAAUUAUGAGGCUACAGACUUGAACAUCCUUGAGACUUUGUUUUAAAGGAUUGCUUACUUGAAUCUGACUGUUUACUUGGGUUUAUCUACAUGAGAUUCUGUUUUGUGUCUGUGGAGAAGAUUUUAAUUGUUUGAGUUUAUGCCUGCUUUGUUGACGGUCUUUUGUGAAUGUAAGAUGGGAAGUCACAAGGAAGCCGCCAUUUUUCUUUUCUGAAAAUCAUCUUUGUUGCGAUCAUCAGUACCCCCAUCUCACCUUCCAUCCCGCUUUUUGUUAAAUCAGUCUAUGCAUGGAAUGCGUUCGUCAAAAUUCUGCUUACAUGCUGCUGGAGACACCCCAUCAUCCUGCCGGCUUUUUGACGCCAUUGUUAACCAUUGUGUACCUGUCAUUGUGAGCGACCAUGUCGAGCUUCCUUAUGAGGAUGAGCUUGAUUACAGUGAGUUCUCCAUAUUUUUCUCCGCCAAAGAAGCUCUCCAACGUGACUACAUGGUUUCUGAACUUCGCAAGAUAUCAAAAGAAAGGUGGAUCGAGAUGUGGAGACGGUUAAAAACCAUCUCUCAUCAUUUUGAAUACCAGUAUCCUCCAAAAAAGGAAGAUGCAGUCAAUAUGAUAUGGAGACAGGUGAAGCAUAAAAUUCCUGCAGCGAAUCUCGCUGUGCAUCGGAGCCGGAGAUUGAAAGUUCCUGAUUGGUGGAGAAGAUAGUUUUUUCUUUUAACCCUUCUGGGAGCCGUAAUCAUGAGAUUCUGUACAUUUUACACACGGAUGCAGCAUUAGCAAAAGCACAUUCAGGGGAUGUAAAAAAGAUGUUGAGUCCUGAAAGCACAAGUUGGCUUUUUAUGAAGAAAUGGACCUCGAAUGGGAUAAGGCAAAUCAACACUUGGUCUUUAAGGUUCGAAUUUUUUCUUUCAUUGUACCAUAUAAAGUUCCAUUGCUUACUGCUAAGAAAUGCAAAAUAGAGUGUAGCUUUACUGCCUUAGUACACUGGAAAAUCACCAUAUUCUAACAAUCAAAUUUUGAGCUGAAACAUUCAUUACUCCAUCAGCUAGGAUUUUCGUUUUUGCUUUACAAUCUUUUCUGUAAAAGUCUAAGAUGGACUGUAACUACAGCUAGGAUUCCAUGGCUCUGUAACUACAGCUUGUAGAGGUUCUCUUGUAAGUUGCGUCUCGGCCAAAGGUCUAAGAUGGACUUGAGUUCAUAUACCUAUUCCACAUAAUCUCUUACUGUUUGAUGUAAAAACUAUCAGCGAUUUUGCAAGUCAUAUAGUAGAAAAUUCAAAGUUUGUGAGUUGGAA